UCGUCCAUACCGGAAGAGUCCGUGUUUACAGCACGUUAGCAUACUAGUCCAUUUGACAAGACAUGAGAGGUAGUCUGUUUCUCGCAUUUUUAUUGAAAACUAAAAUCAUUUAGUUUUAUUCGCUUAAAUUAAAAAUAUAAUAAAGUGCUUUAUGGUUGUUCGGGAGCCUUUAAGCUACGGGGAUACGUAGCAAUGGCCAGCUGGCUCAGGCAACUGGUAAACUAAACGCUGGCUAACCCCUACUAGCAGCCAAUAGACAGUUGUGGGGCGAAAGAAGCCAUGGGCGCCGAGAACAGCACCGUGCGAAGUUGCACGCCGGAGGAGCCACUCCUGAGCUUACCCUUCGGACUCACCAUGUUCUCUGCGGUGCUCCAGGACGGAAGAGCCGCUUCCGUGUUUGUUCACAAACGCGGCAAUGAAGAUAAAGUCAACAAAGCUGCUAAGCACUUGAAGACCCUGAGACACCCAUGCCUACUGCGCUUCCUGUCCUGCUCGGUGCAGGAUGGCAGCAUCCACCUGGUGACUGAGCGCGUAAAACCUCUGGAGCUGCUGCUGGACAGCCUCUCCCCUGAAGAAAUCUGUGCUGGAAUCUAUGACCUCUUGCAGGCACUUGUCUUCCUGCACGAGAGGGGUAAAUCGAGCCACAACAACAUUUGCAUCUCAUCCAUAUUUGUCAGUGAAGAUGGACAUUGGAAGCUAGGAGGGAUGGAGACGGUCUGCAAAUUCUCUGAAGCAACUCCAGAAUUUCUUGUCAGCAUUCAGAACGUGAGAGAGGCCAGCUGUGUUCCUCCUGAAGAGCAGGUGGAGGGCUUUAAAAUGCUUCUAGACAAACAUGCUCACUCUCGGGAUUGUUACUCUUUCGGUUCCAUGCUGGAGGCCCUCCUCCCUCUCUUAAGUGGUUAUGUGUCCCAGGAGCUGUCCGACAGUCUGAUAAAGACCCUGCAGGCAGGCCCACUGAACUCUGACCCCGUAUGUCGCCCUCUCCUCAGCUCCCUACUGACUCAUGAUUUUUUCAGGAAUGAUUUUCUGGAAGUGAUGAACUUUCUGACAAGCCUUACCCUUAAGACGGAGGAAGAAAAAAAUGAGUUCUUCAAGUUUCUACUCGACAGAGUACAGAGCCUGCCAGAGGAGCUGUUUGCUGUGCGUCUUGUCCCCAAACUCCUCAACUCCCUUGUAUUUGCUGAACCAAUGGCCGUCAAAAGUUUCUUGCCACAUCUGCUAAAGCCAAAGAAGGACACAGGUGGUAGCGGCGACGAAUGCCUACUGUCUGUGGCCCUUUACCGCAAACAUGUCAUCCCGCAGCUUCUCAAACUCUUUAAAGUCAACGAGGAGCACGUGAGGAUUGUGCUGUUAGCGCACCUCCACAUCUAUGCACAGUUCUUUUCUCGCGACGAGCUGAAGAUUCAGAUCCUACCUCAGGUUUUGCUCGGAAUGAGAGACACCAAUGAUGCUCUGGUUGCCAUGACGCUGCAGAGUCUGGCUGUGCUCGUACCUCUGCUGGGUGCUCAAGUGGUGGUUGGAGGAGAGAGAACAAAGGUCUUUAAACGUACCACCCCCAAAUUCACACGGUCUGCGGAGACCACACCAGAAACAUCACCCAUCCAUAUCAUUGGAGGCUCCCAUCCUCAGAUGGCACAGCCGAAAGUGUUGAAUUUGUUCCCCAGACCACCAGGGAGUGAAAACUCCAUCCAUGGCAACACAGGAAGCUUUUUGGGGAGCAGAAAUUACCCACUGGAAUCGAAAUUAGGCGGUAGUGAAGAGAUGCCUCUGCCUUUAAAUGGCUUUCGUCAGGAUGGUGAUAUAGACUCUUAUAUCCCGGAGCAGCCAGCACACAUUCAGAAAGGCCCUGUGGAGGACUGGCCCGACUGGAGUGACCCAGAUGAGGGCGAGGACGUAAAGAACAAACCAGUCCAGCUCCUCAGUGAGGUCUCAGAGAAACCAGACAGAGUCACCAUAACACACCAGAGUGUCGAAGAGGACGAACCUUGGGAUGACUUUGACAACACUGAAGCAACAUCUUGUGCUGCUCCGCCAUCAGACCGUGUGUUCACAAAAGCCAGAGGUGCCACUCCACCUGUGAAACACACCACUGAGCCUCUCAGACUUGGAUUGUCCAAACCUCUGAAAUUGAGCUCAAUACUGCAACCGGGCAAUGAAAGCAAGACCGCCUCAUCAUGGGACGGUGUUUGGACUCAAGAGGAGAGCGAGGCUGACCUCAAACCAGCAGGGCCACAGAAACACGGGGUCCUUGAAAGUCUAGGGGAGGAGUUCACUAUUAAAGUGAAAAAGAAGCUCGAAGUCGACCCAGAGCUGGAUUUGUUUGCAGACAUGGUGCCAGACAUCAAGCUGUCCUCAUCGGCUUUGGUGACACUGAGAGCAAGCGGCGGCACAGGACAGACAGACAACUCAGCCAUUGACACAACACUCUCUGCCAAGUUUGCAGCCACCAGUGUGACGGAGACUGAAGCAGAUGGCUGGGACGAUGGCAACGACCUCAGCUGGGAGGAGGAGAACGGCUGGGGAUGACAUAUCAGGAUCCGAUACAGGAACAGUCAAAAGAACUCCAGAUGAACACAGGCCCAAUUCUCAGUUACCAAAACUCUGAAAGAGUGGCUUUUUGUGUUUGGUUCUUAAAACACACUUUCAAGUCUUUGGUAGUAAGGUGAAUUGAUGUCAAACUGGAAUCAAAACAAGUGGAGGGGACAUGAAUGAAGCCAUUUUUAAUUGCUUGCCAACUGACGGAUCUAGGUGAUAAGUGCCAUCAUCACAGGUGAGGAUCUGGAUUUCCAUUUUAUUGCAAGAGGUUUGAUAGCCUGAAGGCUUGCACUUUGAAUGAAUGUGAAGUAUGAAUUUGAUAAUUUAUUAGUGGCUUUUUUGGUUGCUGGUGAAAUAAAGCGUUUAUUGGAAAAUAUAUUGUCUAAUAAGAAGACUGGAUGUGGACACAAUGUACAGUAUAUGCCACUGAAAGAUAGCACAAUUGUGCAGUCGUGCUACCUUGUGAAGUUGGUCCUCUAAGUCAAAGUUGUCAAAAUGUGGUGACAAUACAACUUUGGCUGAUGUAAGAUCUGAGGUACUGUUGUAAAUACUCAAAAUUUAAAUGUUUCUAAUAAAACUGAGCAAAAAUAGCAAA
Messenger RNA from Doryrhamphus excisus (bluestripe pipefish), 3130 nucleotides. RefSeq names its product SCY1-like, kinase-like 3 (gene scyl3). The record is from RefSeq and is a predicted model, not a curated record. Gene Ontology annotation, molecular function: ATP binding; protein kinase activity. NCBI's taxonomy places the organism in Eukaryota, Metazoa, Chordata, Actinopteri, Syngnathiformes, Syngnathidae. Gene Ontology annotation, biological process: protein phosphorylation.